Molecule: messenger RNA, 2046 nt
Organism: Colletotrichum truncatum
Lineage: Eukaryota; Fungi; Ascomycota; Sordariomycetes; Glomerellales; Glomerellaceae
Product: acyltransferase
Biological process (GO): polysaccharide biosynthetic process
Cellular component (GO): membrane
Molecular function (GO): acyltransferase activity, transferring groups other than amino-acyl groups
Source: RefSeq, a predicted model, not a curated record
AUGGACAACAGCCACAUCACCUGGGUUGAUAAAGGAGGGAGGGUUCUGAACCUCGUCGGACAGGUUCCUGUCAAGAUCAGCCGUGCUGGAGCUUCACUCGUUAGGCCGCGACAGAACUCCUGGGCUCACCUACCGCCUACACCGCAACGACGCCGUUCAUCCGUCGUAACGGCCAUGCAGUUCAUCAACCCUUUUUCCGACUCACGCAGGUCGCUCGAGUUCGGACGCUACCGAGAUUUUGACACAGAUGAACCCGCUUUUGUCGCUACUAUUCGGUCGGCGAGGAACUCCGUCUCUUCCUUCGUCAACGAUCUUCACGUCGGAGAACACCCCUGGUGGGACAAGUUCUUCCAGCUCCUUCUAUACCUGAGGACCAUCUUGUUCAUGCUGUUGCCCACCUUCAUACUCAGCCCUAUAAGCCACUUUUGCAGCAGAUCAACCAAACUUUCACCCCCAAAGCGCCUCAGACCGACGGCCUACCUCGACGGUCUGCGCGGCGUCGCGGCAUUCACGGUCUACGUCUAUCAUUUUACUUACUUGUGGUUCCCGAAGCUCCGGCAGGGCUAUGGCUCAGAUGAGGAUAACAUGUGGUUCUGGCAAAGGACGAUUAUCAAGAUCUUCCAUUCUGGCCGGGCCGGUGUCACCAUCUUCUUCGUUGUAUCCGGCUAUAUUCUCACGACCAAGGUCCUCGCCAUGAUUUACAAGCGCAAGACUGACAAAAUCGUUUACAACAUUUGCGGCUCCGCGUUGCAUCGCCUCCUCCGACUUUACAUCCCCAUCAUCGCGGCUACCUUGCUCAUGUCAAUAAUCGCCUAUUACGGCUACUACUUCAAAGACUCUUCAGCCAUUCCAAUGCCAUCCGUUGCCAACAACCUUCUCGACCAGAUCAAGUACUGGUUCUGGGGGAUUUUGAACUUGAUCAAUCCUUUCAAUACCAUCAUCGGCCGAGACGACACGGGGCGCAUGGCUUAUGAUGGGCAUCUGUGGAUUAUCCCCAUCCAAGUGAAGGGCUCCUUGCUCGUCUUUACACUCCUUCUCAUGUUCUACCGCGUCAACAGGUGGAUACACAUUUCAGCUACGACCCUAACUAGCUGUUUUCUUAUCUAUUUCGGAGACUGGGACGUCGCUCUCUUCCCCAUCGGUCUCCUUCUGGCGGAGCUUUUCUACAUGGUCCCGCCCAGCAUGCCGCAGGAUGUCCUGCCAAUGUGCAACAUGCGAAUCGGCCAAAAGGCGGUAUUUUGCUCUCUCAAAGCCAUUCGUCAUUUGUGGACGAUUAUUGCAUUCUUCCUCGGUAUUCACCUCAUGUGCUACCCCGAGCUUAAGGGCUCCUGGACUCCAGGAUUCAUGUGGCUCUCCUCGCAUGGUAUUCCCGCGUUCUUCCGUGACAGGGACGACAGGACCCAACUUCACUGGAAUGCCGUAGGCUCCAUCGUCGUCCUCCUCGCGCUGAUGUACUCCCCGCCGGUCAACUUCAGCAACAUCUUCAGACGCAACAUCCGACUGCCGUGGUACCGAACCCAUCCGGAUCUCGAGGAGGAAGACAAGGAAGAGAUGGAAGCGGCGUCGUCAGCUGCCACCGCCCCCCGGUUCUCUGAAAAGGAACCGAUGCGCCGCGAAAGCAGGUCCGAGAGCGUGGCUUCUGUCUUUGUCGUGACAGACGAGGGCGAGCCUCUGCUGCAGCGGCUGUUUACCGCCAGGUUUCCCCAGUACCUGGGCCGCAUUUCCUACUCCCUCUACCUUUGGCACGUCGUCGUAAACCACACCAUUGGCAUGCGGUGGCUGAUCCCUGCGUGGGAUUCCCUGAUGAGGACAGAAGCGGAACUGGCGGAUCCUUAUCAAGCAGGCACUUCAGACUCUGUCGCUGCGACGAUCCACAAAGCCCAGAGAAGCUAUAUCCUCGCGUUCGUGUGGGCGAGUCUAAUCAAUACCUUGGUUCUUUUGUGGGUGAGCGAUGUGUUCUACCACUUGGUUGACGAUCCUGUGGUGAAAGGCACCCGUUGGGUCGGAGAGAGGUGCUUUAGGGAAAAGACGACGAACAGGGACUAG